Haliotis rufescens (red abalone) is the source of this 1468-nucleotide messenger RNA. Its product is annotated as nuclear cap-binding protein subunit 2-like. Gene Ontology annotation, cellular component: nuclear cap binding complex. The record is from RefSeq and is a predicted model, not a curated record. Gene Ontology annotation, molecular function: RNA cap binding. Bases 115 to 600 code for a protein of 161 amino acids. The transcript has 4 exons. Gene Ontology annotation, biological process: mRNA cis splicing, via spliceosome. Lineage: Eukaryota; Metazoa; Mollusca; Gastropoda; Lepetellida; Haliotidae.
GCGUUUUAUACUCUCCACAGCGACGUUGACGGCGGAAGCGCGGAUUGUGUGUUUCACGAAACCACUCUUCGUUCAAAGAAAGCAACUCUUUUCAACCUUGUCCAAACCUUCAAAAUGACUCAAAUUUUGAAAAAGAGAUCUGUAUCAGUGGGUCUUAGUGCCUACCGGGACCAACAUUUCAAGGGAAGUCGAAAUGAACAGGAAAAGGCUCUCACGUAUUCAACAACUCUUUAUGUUGGCAAUCUGUCAUUCUACACCACAGAGGAACAAAUCUACGAGCUGUUCAACCGAUCGGGGGACGUAAAGAGAAUUAUCAUGGGACUUGACAAAAUGAGGAAGACACCAUGUGGAUUUUGUUUUGUAGAAUAUUAUGAGAGAAUUGAUGCAGAGAAUGCCCUGAGGUAUAUCAAUGGAACUCGUCUAGAUGAUCGGAUUAUUCGAACUGACUGGGACGCUGGCUUCAAGGAAGGGAGGCAGUAUGGGCGUGGCAAGAGUGGGGGACAGGUGAGAGACGAGUACAGGACAGACUAUGACGAGGACCGAGGAGGAUAUGGGAAAAUUGUGACUACUAAGAUCAGGACAAGGGAAACACCAUACUAACAUCAGGUCUCCAGGGGGUACGGGUUUCAUCGGGACACUUUGAAGGAGGUGGAGGUUGUGUUCCACCUUCUCGGCAUCCGAACACGGGAUCGGAUACUGUGACAUUGUGUGAUGGACUGCAACUGUGCUGAAUGUUUUGUCAAUAGUGGAAACCAGUACAGGGCUUGAUUUAAGGAACUUGUUUUUACUUGCACCAGGUGCAUGUUGACAUGAAAAGCUAGUUGCACUAGACAAAACCAGGUUGCACCCUGGACCCAUAAAUUUAUCAAAGUUGAAACAUGCAUAGGCGAGUCGAAAUAAGUACAAUUUUGUGAUCACUGAUGACUGUGUCAUGUGUCAUGAAUUACGACACAUAACACAGCAAUUAGUGAUGCAGUAUGGUAAAUAUAGCUUAGAGGUAUGGAGUGUGUUCAAAACUCCUUAUGUAAAGGUUACUCUGACACAAAUUGGACAUAAAUAUUAGGUUGCAUUUUUCAAUAACAGAAUGCACUAGUGCAUGUUUUAUAUAGACUCAAGCCCUGCAGUAGUUAACAAGUUGAUUUGAAAUAUUUAGUUCCUUUAUAUUUGAAGUUUGAUAAAUAUUUUUUUCUGCUUUAGUUCUCUUCAUUUCCCCAUUAUCAUGUGUACUUUUGUCAGUGAAAUAAAUGAUAGGCAUUGAUAAGAUUUCUGUUCAUUCUGUGAUGAUCACAAGUAGUCUAUCUUUGUCUGUGAAACAUGUUUGAAAUGAUUGAACUUUUAAGCCGGGAGACUGUAGCCAUGGUAACAGAAGUUUUACUGUUUUUGUGGUGUGUUUGAGCGAAUUUUCAUGGAAGAUGGUGAAUGUAAUGUUGACUGAGGUGGAUCUCAUGUAAUAAAAUAUGUCAGUGAU